GUUGUUGUUCCCGGCAGAGAAAGGGAUUGGCUCUUCAUUGUAGCUGUGUGAAGAUGAUUAAGGCGAUUCUGGUGUUCAAUAAUCAUGGAAAACCGCGAUUUAUGCGAUUCUACCAGCACUUCGCAGAAGACAUGCAGCAGCAGAUCAUCAGGGAGACGUUUCACUUGGUGUCCAAGCGGGAUGACAAUGUGUGUAAUUUCCUGGAAGGAGGAAGCUUGAUUGGUGGCUCUGACUACAAGCUGAUAUAUCGUCAUUAUGCCACGCUGUACUUUGUCUUCUGUGUGGAUUCCUCUGAAAGUGAACUGGGAAUUCUUGACCUCAUCCAGGUUUUCGUGGAGACUUUGGAUAAAUGUUUUGAAAAUGUAUGUGAACUGGACUUGAUCUUUAAUGUGGAUAAGGUACAUUAUAUAUUACAUGAAAUGGUGAUGGGUGGAAUGGUUCUGGAGACCAAUAUGAAUGAAGUUGUUGCACAGGCUGAAGCACAAAACAAGCUUGAAAAGUCUGAGGUAAGUGGUCAGACUGGUUUCUCUGCAGCUCCAGCAAGAGCAGUUUCCGCUGUGAAGAGUAUGAAUUUACCAGAAUUACCACGCAAUAUCAACAUUGGUGACCUCAACAUCAAGGUUCCAAACCUCUCCCACUUAGUAUGAGGGGGAAACCUUUCAAAAAGCUGUUCCCCAUGUUCAACCAGGUCGCUUUCCUGGAAAGCAUUGCUCUCAAAUAUAUAUUUAGAUUACUGGUCUUUUUUUUACCUUCUGCUUACUGGAUUAAAAUGGUUUGUUAAAUGUCCUUUAGUGAGUUAUGCAUUGCCAGAUUUAUUCUUUAUGUCAAGGGAUAUUCAAGGUUUUAUUGUCAUGAUUAAUAACUUAUCACAUGUACAUCUGUAGGUGAGCAGUCGGAG
This is a messenger RNA of Nanorana parkeri, 898 nucleotides long. Its product is annotated as AP-3 complex subunit sigma-2. The record is from RefSeq and is a predicted model, not a curated record. NCBI's taxonomy places the organism in Eukaryota, Metazoa, Chordata, Amphibia, Anura, Dicroglossidae. Gene Ontology annotation, cellular component: membrane coat; AP-3 adaptor complex; intracellular membrane-bounded organelle. The transcript has 6 exons. The coding region runs from base 54 to 647 and encodes 197 amino acids. Gene Ontology annotation, biological process: intracellular protein transport; Golgi to vacuole transport.